UCAUGUGAUCAUGUGACCACAACAUCACAACAAAAAUGUCUGCCUGCUUCUUUUCGGUGCGGUAAAUUGUUUUUAUCGUUUCACAAAUAUAUUAAAAGGGUGUGUGCAUGUGCGUCAAAACUACUGCGAAGACUUUUUUUUAAACCAACAGUGAAUAAUUUACCACCUUCAUCAUGGAGCCCACCGCAUCGGGAAUAUUCUGCAACAGGAUGCUCAGCAUGGUGAACUCUGAGGAUGUGAACGCCAUCAUUCAAGCUCAGAGACAUAUGCUUGACCGGUUUGAGAAGACCAAUGAGAUGCUAAUUAACUUCAAUGGGCUGUCCAAUGUGCGCUUACAACAGAUGAAUGAACACUUUCUAAUGCACACCCGUACAUUAAUAGAGAUGAAGAAAGACUUGGACAGCAUCUUCAGACGAAUAAGGACUUUAAAAGGCAAGGUUGCGAAACAAUAUCCAGAGGCCUUUAGCAACAUCAAUGAAUGUUCCAACCUGGAGGAUGAUGAUGAGUUUGACCCCAUCCCUCCCAGUAUGGCCACCACCAUCACUACCACUGCAACGUCCGAACAGAGCACAGAGUCAUGUGACACAAGCCCUGAUGUGAUCUCACCCACCAUUAGCUGCUCUUCUGAAGAUCCCUCUCAAGAGAACACUGGCACACCAACCUCUGACAGUCAUGAACCGGCAGUGUUACGGGACGAGGGUCCGGAUUCAGCUGACAUUUAAAUUUAUAAUAUGGUGUUUACUACAUCCAGAUGCCACUUAAAGGGUUAGUUCACCCAAAAAUGAAAAUAAUGUCAUUUAUUACUCACCCUCAUGC
Molecule: messenger RNA, 816 nt
Organism: Megalobrama amblycephala (Wuchang bream)
Lineage: Eukaryota; Metazoa; Chordata; Actinopteri; Cypriniformes; Xenocyprididae
Gene: kxd1
Product: KxDL motif containing 1
Exons: 5
Coding region: 174-722 (182 amino acids)
Biological process (GO): lysosome localization
Cellular component (GO): BORC complex
Source: RefSeq, a predicted model, not a curated record